Molecule: messenger RNA, 1339 nt
Organism: Saccostrea echinata
Lineage: Eukaryota; Metazoa; Mollusca; Bivalvia; Ostreida; Ostreidae
Product: SUMO-activating enzyme subunit 1-like
Exons: 9
Coding region: 48-1070 (340 amino acids)
Biological process (GO): protein sumoylation
Cellular component (GO): cytoplasm; SUMO activating enzyme complex
Molecular function (GO): SUMO activating enzyme activity
Source: RefSeq, a predicted model, not a curated record
UUGAAACUAGUAAUAUAAUUUUAACAAUAGCUCAACAAACGAAAAUAAUGGGUGAGGAAAUGAACAUCACGGAGGAUGAAGCAGCAUUAUAUGACAGACAGAUUCGUCUCUGGGGAUUGGACGCACAGCGCAGGUUACGUGCUGCGAAAGUUCUUCUGAUUGGACUGAAGGGACUCGGCGCAGAGAUCACUAAGAACAUUGUUCUGGCUGGAAUCAAGUCAAUAACUUUGUUGGACAAUACAAAAUCUACAGAAGAAGACAGUUGUUCACAAUUCCUCAUCUCUAGAGCUGACUUGGGUAAAAAUAGGGCCGAGGCAUCCCUAGAACACACACAGCGUCUGAAUCCUAUGGUAGAGGUUGUGGCAGACACACAGAGUGUGGAGGACAAAGCUGACAAAUUCUUCACAAAGUUCGACGUCGUUUGUGCCACAUGCUGUAAACAGUCCACUCUCCUCAGGAUCAACAAAAUCUGCUCGGCCCACAAUAUCAAGUUCUUUGGAGGGGAUGUCUUUGGCUUUUAUGGUUUCAUGUUUUCUGAUUUAGGAGAACAUGAAUAUGCAGAAGAAGUUCCCAAGCCGAAACCGAAAGAUGAAGAGGGGGAACCAGCAGCUAAAAAAGCCAAGAAGGAAGAAACAGAAAUGGUUACAGUGAAAAAGAGUGUUUCCUUCAGUCGACUACAGAGUGCGUUAGACAUUGACUGGUCCUCUCAAUCGGCUCAGCGUAAACUCAAAAGAAUUCCCAACACAUACUUCAUCAUGCAAGUGUUACAUGACUUCAUGAAUAACAACAACAGAUGUCCUGAUGUCAAACAAAAAGAGAACGACAUUAAGCUAUUAAUAGAACAGAAAACAGUAACCCUUGAGAAGCUAAAGCUAAGCCCCAGUCUACUCUCAGAUGAAUUUGCCAGUUUCUGCUUUGCUGAGCUGAGUCCAGUGUGUGCCAUUGUGGGCGGAGUCAUGGGUCAAGAAAUCAUUAAGGCUGUAUCUUUGAAGGACCAGCCUCAUGAUAAUUUCUUCUUCUACAACGGGAUAGAGGGCAGUGGCUUAGUGGACAAAAUCACAUCAUCUUGACCUCUGAACCUGAGUUUAUCCUGGCCUUGUAUAGUCCAUUAUGAUAGCAUGGAAUACUGUCUGUCUGUAUUGUAAUUCAUCCCAUUUGUCAUUUGAUAUUGUCAAAAAAUAUUAAACAUAUGCAAAUGCAAUUAAACGAUAUUAUUCUGUAUACGGCAGUAUUUUAUGAAAGCAAACGGAAGCAAACCUAGAUAUGAAUUAUUCAUGAUUGCAGUCAGGGAAGGACGACUAUUGUUUGUUUGGAUUACUGGGGAAAUAAAAUGUCCUUA